AUGUCCUCUGAAUCUGUUGUCAAGACCGCUAACUGGAGAUUGGUCGAAGUUGGCCGUAUCGUUCUUGUUAAGAAUGGCCAAGGUGCUGGUAAAUUAGCAGCCAUCGUGGAGAUCAUCUCUCAAAGAAAGGUUUUGGUUGAUGGUCCUGAAACCGGUGUUGACCGUCAAGCUAUCUCUUUGACUCAAGUUGUUUUGACUCCAUUGACUUUCAACUUGCCAAGAGGUGCUAGAAGUGCUACUGUUGCUAAGAAAUGGAACGCCGCUCAAGUUUCUCAAAAAUGGUCUACCACUUCAUGGGCUAAGAAGAUCGCUCAACGUGAAACACGUUCUAACUUGAGUGACUUCGAAAGAUUCCAAGUGAUGGUUUUGAAGAAGCAGCAAAGAUUUGCUGAAAAGAAGGCGCUAGCCAAGGCCUAA
Messenger RNA from Zygosaccharomyces rouxii, 417 nucleotides. RefSeq names its product 60S ribosomal protein eL14 (gene RPL14A). Gene Ontology annotation, cellular component: cytosolic large ribosomal subunit; ribosome. The transcript has a single exon. Gene Ontology annotation, biological process: ribosomal large subunit biogenesis; translation. NCBI's taxonomy places the organism in Eukaryota, Fungi, Ascomycota, Saccharomycetes, Saccharomycetales, Saccharomycetaceae. The record is from RefSeq and is a predicted model, not a curated record. Bases 1 to 417 code for a protein of 138 amino acids. Gene Ontology annotation, molecular function: RNA binding; structural constituent of ribosome.